CUACUGGCCUUGAAUCAACCGCCAUACAACAAAAAUUCAUUCCUAUCCUAUCUUAUCUCAUAAUUCAAAGAUGCGCUGCAGUCUGAUACCGGCCCUGGUGGGCCUGACAACGGUAGUAACGGCUCUACCCCAGUCCAGACACCAUCAGAUACAAAGGACUACCCCGCCGCCCGCCACCCAAGAAUUUACUCUUGCUAUCGAGUUGAACGAGACAUAUGUUCCUCUCAUCGCUGUGUACAAUAACACAGCAGACCUGGUCUUACAAGCCGGGGAGCCGGGUGUGACCUCUGGCACACCAACAUACACCAACACAUCAACCCCAGACGCAGAUGGGUACACCACCUCAUUGAUUUUCGACCUCUCCAACAGUGCAGACAGUCCCCCAGGCGUCUAUGGCAUGGCCGUCGCGGACCUGGGUGAGCUGUACGGCGUGGCAUCCUACGUGUAUGGCGUGAUAAACUUUCAAGAAUUUGACUUUGCUAUUGACGACGGCUCGGUGUUCCAUGAACUCACUGCCGCUUCGCAAGACUGGUUCGCCUGUCAAGACUCUGUGAACGGGACGCAGGGCUACUUCCUCAGCUGGGGCGUGUUCUCCGAAGAAGGCCUUGCGCCAACUGGCUGCGUUGUGACAAAUGUGAUCCAGGUCUUUAACUCGACGGGAACGGUCACCUCACGGAGGAUUUCUAGGUGACAAUGAGGUUUGGUAAAAAGGACCAGUUAGGUUAGUAGAAUGAGGCGUAGGUGGUCGUCUGCAUUGUGAAAGAAGAGUUCGUCGGCGAGGUUUUUGCUCUCUUAAUGAGUUGUGUUUUGCUGUUCUCUCUUGUCAGUCAUUUCUAAAGAUAGCUCCUUAGUGUUCACACAUAUUUAAAAUCUGAAGUCGCAAAAAGACACAUCAAAAGG
Messenger RNA from Cryphonectria parasitica EP155, 900 nucleotides. RefSeq lists its product as uncharacterized. The transcript has 3 exons. The record is from RefSeq and is a predicted model, not a curated record. Lineage: Eukaryota; Fungi; Ascomycota; Sordariomycetes; Diaporthales; Cryphonectriaceae. The coding region runs from base 71 to 691 and encodes 206 amino acids.